GAUCACGCAAGGACACCUGGGACUGGCUCAAACUAGCUGCCCUCCAGCUGUGAAGAACAUAAUUGCUUUCUUCAACUACAGGGUUUCAACCUCCAAACACUCGGCGGAUCUGAAUGCCCUUCCGGAGGCUGAGCUGAGGGAUGAACUUCAGCAGGGAUGUGGCCCGGCAGACCAGUUGUUAUACAUACGUGAUCGAGGAUGAGGAUCCAGCCUUGGCAAGUCUGAACAUAUUUGAGUUGGCAGAAAAGGGUGACCUGGUUCUCCUGGAGAACCUAGUCAAGAAGAACCCAGAGGUCCUGAGUGAGAAAGAUGAAUGUGGAGCCAUUCCCCUUCAUCACGCCGCCGCGGGGGGCCAUGUCACCCUCAUCCAAUUCAUCAACACUGUCAUAGACUCACAGGCGCUGAACAGCUGUGAUGACCAGGGCAACGUGCCCCUGCACUGGGCGGUGGAGAGGAACAAGGCGGAGAGCUGCAGGGCUCUGCUGGAUCUGGGGGCCAACCCCAACGUCCUCAACCUGGCCCUGCUGUCCCCUCUGCACCUGGCCAUCAACCUCAGACACAACGGCCUGGUGGGGCUGCUGUUGUCCUACAGCGUUACAGAUUGCAAUCUGCGGGGAGACCUGGGGAACACCCCCGUGAUGCUGGCCUGCUCCAUUAAUAACUGCGAGGCCCUCAGCACACUGAUAAAGCAUGGCGCCAAGCUCUGCCAGCAGAACAAGCUGGGACAUUUCGCCAUCCACGCCGCCGCCUUCGCAGGUGCAAGGAAAGCGAUGGAAGUGAUUCUGAAGUCCGGAGAGGAGGUAGGCCACACAAUUCUCGGCCACAUCAACUAUUUAGACAAGUCCAACAGCAGUCCCCUCCACCUGGCUGUGCGCGGAGGGAAUAUCGACACCAUCCGUCUCUGCAUCGCCACCGGAGCCAAAAUCGACCAACAACAGAACGACAAGUCCACCCCGCUCCAUUUGGCCUGCACCCAGGGUGCAACCGAAGUUGUGAAAUUGAUGCUCUCCUCCGUCGACCACGUGGAAGACGUUAUCAACCUCACCGAUGGGGCGCAUCAGACCCCCCUGCACCGGGCUACCAUAUUUGAUCACACAGAACUGGUGGAGUACCUCAUUUCUCUGGGCGCAGACCUAAACAGCGUUGACUGCAAGGGAAACACGCCUUUGCUGCAGGCGACGAGCUGCGGAGCGUGGAAAACCGUGAUUCUGCUGCUGUCGAAAGGGGCAAACGUCAGUGUAAAAGACAAUUCCGGUUGUAACUUCCUCCACCUGGCGCUCCUGCAACCCAAGGGCUUGAAAAACCUCCCUGAAGAAGUGCUGCAGCACGACAGCGUGAAGGCUCUGGUGAGCUGCGAGGAUAAUGAGGGCUGCACACCACUCCACUACGCUUGCAGACUUGGCAUCCAUGACUCGGUGAAGAACAUGCUGGGCCUCUCGGGGCAAGUCGGCCUCGCAUGCAAGUCCAAGGACAAGAAGUCGGCCCUGCACUUCGCCGCUCAGUACGGGCGCAUCAACACAUGUCAGCGCCUGCUGGAGACCAUCACAGACUCUCGUGUCUUGAACGAAGGUGACGAGCGAGGCCUGACGCCUCUGCACCUGGCCUCGAAGGAGGGGCACACCAAGGUGGUGCAGCUGCUGCUGCGUAAAGGAGCUCUUUUUCACAGUGAUUAUAAGGGCUGGACCUGUCUUCACCACGCUGCCUCUGAAGGAUACACCCAAACCAUGGACAUCCUGCUGUCAGCCAAUCUGAAGUUACUGGAUAAAACAGAUGAAGACGGGAACACCGCGCUACACGUGGCGGCUAAAGCCGGCCACACGGCUGCGGUCAAGCUCCUGCUGUCUCGGGGGGCGGAGAUCAACCUCAACAAGAGCAACACCUCGUUCCUCCACGAGGCCCUGCAGAACGGGAGAAAGGAGGUGGUGAUUGCUGUGGUUGAGAGUGACAGAUGUAGUGAGGCACUGCAAAUGUUCAAGCCUGGCUCCAACCAGCGAUGUCCCAUCCUCGACAUGAUUGAGUUUCUCCCUGAGAGCUACAAGCAUCUAUUAGACGGAUGUGUGAGGGAAUCUGAUGACGACUACAACAGUCCGGACUAUCAUAUUAAGUAUGACUUCAUAUGGCUGCAGCCUCCACUCGCAAUAAUGAAAUCAAAAGACGAGACGAUUAGGCCUAAGCCGCUGAUUGCCCUCAAUGCGAUGGUGGAGUACAACCGCAUCGAGCUCCUCAACCAUCCUGUCUGCAAAAAGUACCUGGCAAUGAAAUGGAUUGCUUAUGGGAGCAAGGCUCACCUGGUGAACAUGUUCAUGUACAUGCUGGGGCUGCUGCCUUUGACUCACGUGGUGGUGACUCUGAGACCGUCUGUGAACUUCACCAACGAGACCGGCGAGCGCGACAUCAUGAUGGUGCCCGUCAGUUUCCAAAAGCAAAGCAUCUUCUUAUCCUUCUGCAUGAUGAUGGUCUUUGUAAUGAACAUCUACUCCAUAGUGAAGGAGGUGAUCCAGCUCUGGCAGCAGCGCUGGAACUACUUCAAGGAUUAUUCCAACCACAGUGACUGGCUCUCAGCCAUUUUCUCUCUUCUGUUCAUCGUCCCCCUCAUGAUGAAUGCACAAGGGUCUUGGUACUGGCAAGCGGGCGCACUUGGAGUUUUUAACUCCUGGGUUGCAUUCCUACUUUUUCUCCAAAGAUUCGAAGGUGUUGGCAUCUACGUGGUGAUGUUUGGAGAGAUCAUGAGGACGCUGGUCCGCGUGAUCAUGCUGUUCACGUUCCUGCUCUUCUCGUUCAGCCUGACGUUCCAUGCCCUGAUGAUCAACCAGCGGGAGUUCGACACCGUGCCGCUCGCUAUGAUGCAAACAUUUGUGAUGAUGGUCGGAGAGCUGAACUACGAGAACAACUUCCUGGAUGCUUACCUGAGCAAUCAGCUCCCGUUCAGCUACCUGACCUACUACACCUUUGUGACUUUCGUGAUGAUAAUGCCGAUACUGCUGGUCAACCUGAUGAUUGGUUUGGCUGUAGGAGACAUAGCUGAAGUUCAAAGAAAUGCAUCCCUAAAACGAAUAGGCAUGCAGAUCGACCUCCACACGGCUCUGGAAGACAAGCUCCCCUACUGGUUCAUGAAACGAGUCGACAAGCCCUCAGUCACUAUCUACCCCAAUCGCAAAUGCUCCAGGCACUACCUGAAACAGUUAUUCUUCGGUGAAGAUGGAAAAACUGAAAUCUGGAGCCGUGAGCAGGCCAAAUCAAGGUCGUGCACACUGAUAGAAAAUGAGCUCAGGAAGCAGAAGUUCAGGAUGAAGGAGAUGUCGAACCAGCUGGAGAAGCAGCACAGCCUGCUGAAGCUCAUCAUCCAGAAGAUGGAGAUCACCACCGAGGCCGACGAGAACGACGGCCCCGUGAACGUCCGGGGGGGCUCCCUGUGGCCCAGCAUGAGUCACGUGAGGCCCAGGAGGUCCGCCACGUCUCGCUGGGUCCCGCUCAUGAAGGCCAUCGAGACCAAGAGGAAAUAAAGCGCAUCAUCUCACAAACAGCUGAUUCUAAAAAAUCAAAAAUGAUAUAAACAGAUAUACUUACAUUUAAUCAAGUCAAAACUACAAUAUUUUAUUUAUUUUGCCAUGUCUUUAUUGUGUGUUGGUGAAUCAGUCAUAACCACUGAAUUUUGAGGACCAGGGUUCGAAUCCCUGUUGUAGCAGGAAGGGCACCAGUGUGAAAACGGAGCAGGUGAAACGACGGUACGACAGCUACACUGUGUGAAUCAUGAAUACUCUUGCAUAAGGCUUCAUUGCUGUGUAUUCAAACAAAUCAUUAUAGACAGAAACCGUAGCACUUUUAUUUGUAGUCCAAUAGUGAGCUGGCGAGUUACACAAGUGACCUGUUGACAAAUGGAUGUUAUUUCAUGUCUUAUAUGCCAUACUGCAGUCAGUGUAUAUCGUGUCUUCAUCUGCGCAGCAGACUCUUUUAUCUUCCACGCAAAGUGAUUUCAUUCAUAAACCCCUCAUUAAGCAGCGCUUAAAAAGAAUUGUUUUGAAAAGACUAAACAUAUCAGUUUAAAUCCAAAAUCAUCUGCCUGCUUGAGAUUUUACAGACAGAAUUAAUUGCUGCGAUAAAAACAAGAAAUAAAAACAAGAGUUUCUCAUGUGUGGAUAAAAAAAAAAAUGGACCAGCAUGUCAUUUGAAAAUGGGAUUUGUAAAAAAAAAAAUUAAUUGCAGAUUUUAUUUUUCAUUCACAAGAUGGAUGAUUAUUUGCAGCUAUUUUUUUCUCCUUCCUUCAACAAAACUUCAAUAGAUUCCGGAGACGUCGAUGCUGCUGCUGCCAGUCAUUGCACAAAGCUUACAAUAGAUUGAAGCUCCAAAUUGUCCUUUAUGGACCCAGUCUGUUGUAUUUGUGGCCAUUUUUAAAGUCAUUUAUGCCCAACCCUCUUCUGGAGGUCCAAGUGUCAAACUGACUUACUGUAACUGUAAAAGGGAGCAGCUCAAUAGACACCGAUUACAUUCCAACCGAUUACUGGCCUUUAUACACGUUUUGCACAAUUUUCCUGUCUUCUGUGUGCUUUCUCUUCCGUUUGUCUGUACUUAGUGACAUUUUGUAUCUUAAACGUGGUAGUGUAUCUGAAAUGUUGUUCUAGACGAAUGUGUGAACACUUGAUGUUGUAGGAAAAACAUAUUGUUGUUUGAUG
Molecule: messenger RNA, 4670 nt
Organism: Salarias fasciatus (jewelled blenny)
Lineage: Eukaryota; Metazoa; Chordata; Actinopteri; Blenniiformes; Blenniidae
Gene: trpa1b
Product: transient receptor potential cation channel, subfamily A, member 1b
Exons: 28
Coding region: 141-3503 (1120 amino acids)
Biological process (GO): monoatomic ion transmembrane transport
Cellular component (GO): transmembrane transporter complex; membrane
Molecular function (GO): protein binding; monoatomic ion channel activity
Source: RefSeq, a predicted model, not a curated record